UACCGGAAGUUGAAUAAACGUGAAAAUAAAAGUUGAUCAGUUGAUAACCUGUCCGAUUAUUUGGGUUUAUGCAUAACUGCUAGGCUGCCUCAUCACUGAUGGUAUCAAGAAUAUUCUAAUGAGGGACUGUUGACAUAAUCAUUCCUUGACAGAUACAACUAAACGAUGUCGUUACGAUCGAAAAAAUCUUCUGCAUUUUCUGUGUUCAGAAACAAAAAGGGUGGGGCUUAUAAUAUCCCAGAUGAAGAAGUAAAGUCAAGCCGCUUGAAAACAAAGGCAUCAAGUGCUCCAGAUUUAUCAAACCAACCAGUUCAGGAUGAAAAGCCACCUAAACCAGAAAAGCCAAAAAUGAGAAUAUUCAGCACACCCACUUUACGAAAAAGCAAAAAUGAUGACUCAUCAAAGAAAUCAAGUGGAAAGAAGAAAUUGGAAAAAGUUGAGAAAGCUGAGUUUAAAAGAAUAAAGAAAGCCUUGAAAGAUGCAGAACGUAAAGGUUCAUUCUCCAAGAUGAACACAAGGGCUUUCCUUCCCGAUUCUGCGCUCCAAAGCCCUUUAUCCAGUAUAAAUGGCAGUUUAAAGAAACGAGUGACGUUCAAUGAUGAAUCUGGCAUAGUAGGAAAUAAACCAAGAAGCAGACCUCCUAUUACUGCAGUAUUUCCAGAUGCAGAGAAUGGAUUCGAUGAAACUGAUGAUGUCACAAAUGAUGCCCCAGAGAGGCCCCCAAGACCUGGUAGUAAACACAAUUUAGCUGAAAAUGCCAAGGAAGCCCCACCAAUUCCACCAAAAAAGCGUAGAAGAAGCAAUGAGAAAAGAGAGGGUGAUGGUGACACCAGUACCAUGACUCUGACGGACUUAGAACCAUUACCCAAAUCAGGCGCCCCCUAUAUGUAUGACAGUACACACGAGGCUAAAAAGCUGUUUGAAUGUAUGAUUCAUCCAGUCAAGGUUGAUAAAUUUUUCAGUGAACUAUGGGAACAGAAACCUCUGCUGGUAAAACGACACAUGAAGAGUUAUAAUGAUGGCUGGUUCAGCACAGCUGAGCUUGAGAAAAUAUUAAAAGAGGAAGAUAUUCAAUUUGGUAGAAACAUAGAUGUCACCACAUACACCAAUGGCAAGAGAGAGACACACAACCCACAUGGUAAAGCCUAUGCCCCUAUUGUAUGGGACUACUACCAGAAUGGCUGUUCUGUGAGGUUCCUUAACCCUCAGACCUACUCUAGAAAUGUCUGGAAGCUUCUCUCCACAUUACAGGAAUACUUUGGUAGUUGUGUUGGUGCUAACAUCUAUCUGACACCCCCUGGAUCUCAAGGUUUUGCCCCCCAUUGGGAUGACAUUGAGGCAUUCAUUCUACAACUUGAAGGAAGGAAGCAUUGGCGCCUCUAUAGUCCAAGAAGUGACAAUGAAAACCUACCUCGUGAGUCAAGUGGCAACUUCCAAGACACUGAUCUGGGAGAGAGCAUACUGGACAUUGAACUGGAGGCUGGGGAUCUCUUAUAUUUCCCCAGAGGUAUAAUUCAUCAGGCUGACACACCAAAUGAUACCCACUCCUUACAUAUCACAGUGUCAACUUAUCAGAAAAAUAGUUGGGGUGAUCUACUACAAACGUUAGUGCCUCGUGCAUUAAGUAUAGCUAUGGAAGAGGAUGUAGAGUUCAGGAAAGGCUUACCAAGGGAUUACCUGAACUACAUGGGAAUAGCUAAUGCUGAUUCAGAGCACCCAGAGAGGAAGGCAUUUUUACGCAAGAUGGAAACAUUGAUGUCUAAACUACUCUCUCAUGCACCAGUAGACUCUGCGUGUGACCAGAUGGGCAGACGUUUCAUACACGAAAGCUUACCCCCUGUUCUCACUGAAGGUGAGAAAUCAUGCAGUAUCCAAGGUAACGGAGACAGGUGGGAUGAAGAGAGACAUACGAUUGUCAACUCUGUAGAGCUAGAACCAGACACUCCUGUUAAAAUAAUUAGAAAAGGUGCUCUCAGGUUGGUGUCAGAAGAGGAGAAUGUUCUCAUUUACCACACGUUAGAGAAUGCAAGAGUUCACCAUGGGGCUGAGCCCCAAAUGAUUGAAAUCACCCCUGAGGUGGCUCCAGCUGUUGAAUAUCUGAUUCAAACAUAUCCUGAAUACACAACAAUAGACAACCUUCCAUGUAACACUCUACAGGAAAAGAUGGACAUCUCAUCACUGCUUUAUGACAAAGGACUUAUAAUAACUGAAGACCCCUUAGUACCUGAUGAUGAAGUAUCUGACAUAGAAGGGGAUUAGGCAUGAAUUAAACAUUGAAUAUUUCUUGUAAAAUAAAGUGCUAACCCUGUGUGUUCUUGUCAUGAGAAGAAUAGUCUCAUUUACAGUGUAUUCUUGUCAUGACUAAAAAUGAUUGGUGCAAAAUAUGAAUCGAUACUGUAUCAGUGCAUUUCAUUAUGGAUAGUAAAGUAUUUUGUUUCUUCAAAGGAAGAGGGUCAUUGUUGUAUUAUUAUGAAUGAGUCUGAAUCAUAAACUGUGCUUUUGUUGUACUGCAAGUAGGCCUGUUGAUACACUUUAUGCGGUGUAGCUUUAAUGAUGUACAGUUGAAGAAUGUACAGUAAAACUAAAAC
Messenger RNA from Owenia fusiformis, 2588 nucleotides. The record is from the annotation of a GenBank genome assembly. Lineage: Eukaryota; Metazoa; Annelida; Polychaeta; Sabellida; Oweniidae.